This is a messenger RNA of Gallus gallus (chicken), 841 nucleotides long. RefSeq names its product relaxin 3 (gene RLN3). Lineage: Eukaryota; Metazoa; Chordata; Aves; Galliformes; Phasianidae. The record is from RefSeq and is marked validated. The transcript has 2 exons. Bases 94 to 672 code for a protein of 192 amino acids. Gene Ontology annotation, molecular function: hormone activity. Gene Ontology annotation, cellular component: extracellular region.
GGGGCAGCUGCGGCGUGGCCGUCGCGCUCGAGGUCUCUCGGCCGGACGGGGCGGCACGGAACGGAGCGGCACGGAACGGAACGGCGACGCGCCAUGGGGGCGAAGCUGCGACUGCUGUGCGCUGCCGCGGCGCUGCUGAGCGUGGCCGUGCCGGGACAGCCCGGAGCGCAGGGCGCGCUGGUCCCUGCGGGCGACGGGGACGGAUACGGGGUGAAGCUGUGCGGCCGGGAGUUCAUCCGUGCCGUCAUCUUCACCUGCGGCGGGUCCCGCUGGAAGCGGCUCUCCCUCAUGGCGAUGGAGCCGGCGCCCGCGGCCGAUUCUUCUCAAGCAGCAAGUAACAAUCUGCUGGGACGCUUCAAGAUGCAGUCAGCUGUGGGUCCUGAGAUGCAGAGAAGCAACUCGUUUCUUGGAUUGGAGACACUGAAGGACUUGUAUAGCUUAAAUGACUAUAACGAAUACGAGUCUAUGGCAGAUGACUUCAAAGAACUUCUUCGCCAGCUAGAAGAGGCUGCUCAGGGGGAUGGGGGUGGAGCAGGAGUAGCCCCCUUAGGACCCAGCAGUUACCCUUGGGCCAGGUAUCCCAGAAGAAAACGGGAGUCUCUGGGUUUGGCAGGAAUGUGUUGCAAGUGGGGCUGUACAAAAGCUGAAAUCAGUACCAUAUGCAGAGUUUAAAAUCCUCUCUGCACUUGUGCAUGAAAUCUAUGUCAGUCGCAGUGCUACUUGAUUGAAUACUGUGCAGAGGAAGAAAACUAUGUAUUUUAUUUUGUCUGUAAGUGCCAGUCUAUUAAUAACACCAUUUUUUUUUCUCUUAAAAAAUAAAUAAAUAGAUAAAAAUCCGCAA